Messenger RNA from Culex quinquefasciatus (southern house mosquito), 4152 nucleotides. RefSeq names its product pro-interleukin-16. Gene Ontology annotation, molecular function: protein binding. The record is from RefSeq and is a predicted model, not a curated record. NCBI's taxonomy places the organism in Eukaryota, Metazoa, Arthropoda, Insecta, Diptera, Culicidae.
UCGGCCGGUUCGGACGUGAGUGGCGUGUCGUUACGCUUUUCAGUUGACAGUUAUUUUUGCGAUAGUAAAUUUUGAGUGCGUUGCAUUUAUGCUCGGCCGCAUCGGCUUAUGCGCGUCAAGCUAAGCCGGGUUCGAUCUUUGUGUGUUUUUGCGCGAGCAUAACUUGGGAUUACUUCUGUGUGUGAUUGUGUGCGUUAUUUGAAUACAAUGGGUAUAUUCUUGAGCGCUGAUGGUGAUUUAUGAGCAAAUUAUGCGUUUUGGCAUAUUUUUUUGCUAGAAGAGAGAGAGUGCGUUACCGUGUUGUGAUCCAUGUCCCAGUAUGGAUUUAUGUCCAAGUUUUCAAUAAAGAAGAAAGAAUCGAGCAUUAAAUUUUGAACAUAAAUACACGCUAUCGUCGCCGACGAAAGGAAGUGAAUCGACUUUAAUAUUCCAAGCUUGUACUAACUUUAGCAUUCGGAGUGUAUAGUGUGAAGAGAACGAAAACAACCCAGAGCAAUGGAAUAGAUAACAGAUAGUCGGAGUCACAUGUGACAUUCCAGUUCAGUCAAAACAUCUGAUUGUCAUUUCGAGUAGUGCUUGUUGCGCUUGAUACCGCUUAUUAACUCUACAACCAGUGUGCUGGGUACCAACCAACUGUAAUAGAAGCCUACCUGGGUUAUUAGCCACACUUGAUUGGCUUAUAACUGUUUUGUGAAAAAGUGCGCCCGGUACUGUUUGGUGGGUGGCUGCUGAUCGAUCUUCUAUGCCUGGGACCAUAUGGACCGUGCUCGGCUUCGUUGAGUGUGCCGAACCAGAAUCGACUGCGGGCAGUUUCACUUGAGAGAGCGCUCAAGAGCCUGGUUUCCCCCCGGGGGCACGUGUAUGGUGGCAAAAGUGAAGUGGCCUAUUACUUAACCAUAAAUUACCCUCACGGAAUUGUAAUUCAAUCGAGAGUGUGUCUAACUUGGGAUAGGAGACCAACCUCCAGAAGCCAUUUAGUUUUGUGCGGUUGAAAUAGUUUUGUGUAACUCUGCAUAACUCGAGAAGACAACCGACAUCUGCCGACGUUCCGUCGAUUAAUUAUUCAAUCGGUAGUGAAUGCUCUAGCGGUUUGAUUUUGUUUUUUAUGUUUUUGCGCUAAAACUUCAUUUAGUAAAUUCUUAAUUGAGCAGCGUCUUCAAACACGCAAAGCAGAGAUAUUGGUAAUCUUCAUCGUGUAACCCUCAAGUUCAAGUCUGAGCUGAGCCGAAAGCUGAGUCGUCAAAAUGGUGCUGUGCGAUAGCGAUUUAGAUGUAACCAACAUCUCGCAAAAGUGGAACAAACUGCGCCGCCGUUGUGCGUCGUUCAAGACAGUCUCGGGUCCGGCGUCGCUAGAUUCGGACACCAACUUCAUCUCUCGGGAGCACCCGGCGGCCCACUACCAGAUCAUAGCGUCCCCGGGACCGGUGCAGGUUCAGCAGACGACGACGACGACGCACCAUCAUCAUCACCAUCACCACCACCACAGCGGAAGUGGGGGAAGUGGUGGCCACAGGCAUCACCACCAUCACCACCACGUGCACGGAUCUUCCGGAGUUCCCCACGAACACCACCACGGCCACUACCUGCCCGAUCCGAACUGGGAGUUGCGACACUCGAGUUCCGGCUCUUCGACCUCGUCCUCGACGAUUGGACCUCCUAUCUACGCCACCGAGGAGUAUCACGAACGGGAUGUGAAGUUGUGGCGACUGGGAGCUCACCAGACGUACGCGCAUCGAAUCCGGGCCACGCCCAACCAGCGCCGCAGUGCCCACAGCAUCGACUGGGAGUACAACGUGCAAAAGUACGAAAACAUGGUCGAUCCAGCACAGGUCCGGCUGUUCCGCCACGAAAAGCUCCAAUACUACGACGAUGUGGCCAUCGUGAAGCAAAAGAAGAACUCGCUGGGAGCCUGCAGCGAGAGUGAAAGUGGAAUCAAGGUCGCCAAAGAGAUCAAACUUCCUAGUCUGAAAAACUUCAAGUCGGCGUCGAUGCGACUGCCCGGACAGAAAACCUCCAUCAACGAAGUUCAGCAACUGCUGCGCAGCAAGUUCAACCGAAUCCACGCUGGACUACGCAAACGUCGAGCCCUCUCCGUUCAGGAGGUCUUCCAAGCCCCCCAAGGCAACACCCCAUCCAAACCUACGUUCUACGUCCCGUCGCCGCUGGUCGGCGAACGACACCCCCACAAUCCGUCCCGUUACGACGAAGAACUCAACGACGACGGCGACGAAGAUGGCCCGCUCAGCCUACCCUUCAUCAACGAGAACCUCCUCCCAACCGACUCAACCACCCCGGUUGUCCACCUCCGCGAUCGCUCACUCUCCCCACGCAAAGAACGCACCAAAACCUGGUACCGCAACAUCGACCUCAGCCUGGCGGCCACGCCCCAACGCAAACCCGACCCGGAACCAGCCCAACCCGACGAACCCAAAGAACCGAAACCAAACUUCGCGAUCGGAGGUCGCGUAUCGCUGCGGGAACGCGUCGAAAACAUGCACCUCAACCGACUGCGCUCCAAAACCAACAGCCAAUCGCCGUCCCCUAGUCCGAAGAAGCCCGCCGAGGCAACACCCCGAAAAAUCCGACCCCGCAGCCACUCCCCCCUCAAAAACCUCAAAAUCAACCUGUCCAGCCUGACGACCAGCACCGACUCGCCCAACUCGACCCCGAAACCAAAGCGCGAAUCGUUUGGCCUGUUUGGCCGGCUCAACCGGAUGAUGCACGGCGCGAGUCCGACGCCGGAAAAGUCACUGACGGCGGCGGCGAGCCCGAGUCCCAAACAGCAGCAAACGGUCAGCUACAGCCACAACGUGAGCAAGCAGUCCACGAUACAAAAGUUGACCAAGUUGAGUGGCAAUGGCCGGCGGGAGUCUACGGGAGUGGAUUCGGGCAUGCCGAGCGCGAAGCAGGAUACGGCGAAGGUGGCGGCGGCGGUGGAUCGUGACCGGAAAUCUAAACAGAUUCCCGACAGCUCACAAAAAUCAUCCGCCUCCACCAACGGAAUCACGAAGCUUUCGUCGGUCACGUUCACCAAGGUGGCCGACCACGCCAGCCAGUCGGCGGCGGCCCUCGAGGACAACGACCCGGAGGACCUGGACCUGGAGCAGGAGAUUGAGGAGAGCAAGUUUUGCACGCUGCCACGAAGCGGCCCGAAUGCGUUCACCAUUCGGCAGGCACGAUUCGUCAAAGGAAACGGCUCGAAAGCGCUCGGAUUUUCGAUCGUCGGUGGCAAGGACUCACCGAAAGGUUCGAUGGGAAUCUACGUGAAAACGAUCUACCCCAACGGACAGGCCGCUGAGAAGGGAUCUCUCCAGGAGGGUGACGAAAUCCUGUCCGUCAACGGGAAAGCCCAAGGACUCUCGCACCAGGAAGCGAUCAACGUGUUCAAGUCGAUCAAAACCGGUGACGUGACCAUUCUGCUGGGUCGACGGAACAAUCGCCGCAAGAUGGAAACGCCAUCGCCCCAGCCCCAAUCCGGAAAGUCACCGCAGGCAAGGGAUUAGAAAAUCCCAAUUUAAAAGUCGAGAACGUACUAGCUUUAGCAAAACGCAGCUUUCGAACACGUGUAAAAAUACUUACGGGAAUGCUAUUUUUACCACCCUUAAAAAUAAGGAUUUCUUAAAAUAUAUACACCCUGCAAUUAUUAACUUGUAAGAGAAAGAGUAUGAAUUCGAUUGGAAAGUGCCAAAUUGUUACACUUUCAGACCCAGGCAGCUGAACAACCACUGAAAAUUUGAAAACUAACCAGCAAUCGACGAAGUGAAACCAAAAUAAUGCAUUGUAAUCCAAAAAUAAAACUGUCCGAACGUUUUGUAAAGAUUUAUUGUGCAAGCUAGUCUUUUUCUAAAAAAUCAUUAAAUUUUCGUGCAAGCUGAACCGAAUCACCAAUUACUACUAAAAAAAAAUCUAUAUAUUUUACUUAGUAACAAUACCAAAGGAUUUGUCAUCAAAUGAGAGCGAACAAAAUGCGAAUGAGCGAAGCAUCAAUCACCAUUCACCUAAUAUUACUAUCUUAUCAGUAUAAUUUUUCGCUAAACUUACUUUGUUUGUUUGUUAUGCGCUGAAAAUGGAGUUUCGAGCUCCCACAUUAUUCAUGCUGUACAUUUAUCAUUUAUUUACCCUCGGAUGGAAUAAAGAUCAUUUAAAAAUUAA